Molecule: messenger RNA, 1143 nt
Organism: Sinocyclocheilus rhinocerous
Lineage: Eukaryota; Metazoa; Chordata; Actinopteri; Cypriniformes; Cyprinidae
Product: acyl-CoA dehydrogenase family member 11-like
Exons: 7
Coding region: 31-723 (230 amino acids)
Biological process (GO): fatty acid beta-oxidation using acyl-CoA dehydrogenase
Cellular component (GO): mitochondrion; cytoplasm
Molecular function (GO): acyl-CoA dehydrogenase activity
Source: RefSeq, a predicted model, not a curated record
GGUAACCCAAAGUGUGAGAUUGCCAUAGUCAUGUGCAGGAGCAAGUCACUGGAUUCAAAUAGUGACAGGCAUGGGCUGCACAGCAUGAUCCUGGUCCCUCUGAACACACCAGGAGUAAAGAAGAUAAGACCGCUUACCGUUUUCGGUCAGGACGAUGCAAUCCAUGGUGGCCAUUUUGAGAUCCACUUUGACAAUGUGAGGGUUCCUGCUUCCAACAUUCUUCUUGGUGAAGGGCGGGGCUUUGAGAUUGCUCAGGGGCGGCUGGGACCAGGUAGACUUCAUCACUGCAUGAGGGCUGUGGGGCUGGCAGAGUGGGCACUGGAGUUGCUAUGCCAACGCGCAGCCCAUAGACAAGCUUUUGGAAAGAGGCUUUACCAACACGAGGUGGUAGCUCAUUGGAUAGCUGAGUGUCGAAUCGCCAUUUCGCAGUCACGUUUGUUAACACUACAUGCUGCUCACACAUUGGACACACAGGGCAACAAGGCUGCAAGGAAACAGAUCGCUAUGAUAAAGGUGGCAGCAGGCAGGAUGGCGAGUAAGGUGGUGGACUGUGCCAUUCAGGUUUAUGGGGGUGCCGGAGUGUCUGAUGACUUCCCACUAGCAGAAAUGUAUGCUUAUGCACGGACACUACGCAUAGCUGAUGGACCUGAUGAGGUUCAUUUGUCCUCCAUUGCUCUCCUUGAGCUCAGAGACCAACGGAGACGAGCCCAAGCUAAACUCUGAUUCACCUCAAAUCAGCCAGACACAUAACUUCCCAAUUAUUUCCUGAAAACUUCUAAAGGCUCUCUGUCUGUCUUAGAAAAACAGCUCAUCUCAGAUGACCUAGUGAAAGAAACAGAAAUAAGCGAUGAAUCAUACUCGAAGAUUUCCAGCUGCUAAUCUAAAAUGAAUAAUGAGAAAUGCAUUAUGGGAUAUCACAAGUAUGUAAAUAAUAGAAAGAAAAUGUAUGAAAAAUUUAAGGCAUACCCUUAAUUGACUGACUGUACUUUAACACCAGCAUCUGCCUUACAAAUUAAAUUUAAUGUAGAUCAAUAUUAAUCUAUGUAAAUUAAUGUAUAAUGUUUUCCUUUUAAUUUUAAUUCUGUAAUCAAAUGUACCUGUUUUCUAAAUGAGAAUACAGCACAUUAUAGAGCACAGUUCAUA